Syngnathus typhle (broad-nosed pipefish) is the source of this 2397-nucleotide messenger RNA. RefSeq names its product spindle apparatus coiled-coil protein 1 (gene spdl1). Gene Ontology annotation, molecular function: kinetochore binding. Gene Ontology annotation, cellular component: outer kinetochore; spindle pole. The record is from RefSeq and is a predicted model, not a curated record. Gene Ontology annotation, biological process: mitotic spindle assembly checkpoint signaling; protein localization to kinetochore; establishment of mitotic spindle orientation. NCBI's taxonomy places the organism in Eukaryota, Metazoa, Chordata, Actinopteri, Syngnathiformes, Syngnathidae.
AAUCUCACGGGGGAACCAAAUCAAGCACAACACCGGAAUUGCCCACCCCUGGCGUAUGGUGUAUUUGGUCAGAGCCGAGGAGGAGAAGAAGAAGAAGAAGUAGAAAAAGAAGUAGAAGAAGUAGAAGAAGACGAGGAAGAAGACGAAGAAAAAGAAGCGACAGCGGCAUUGUCAUGUCUGACACAGCAAGAGAGGAUGAGAUACAGUUUCUCCGGGACCAACUGAGGCAAAAGGAGAAGGAAGUCCAGCUGGCUGCUCAUGCUGGCUUGGAUCUGCUUAAUCAGCUAACAGAAACACAAACUCUGUUUGAGGAACAGAGAAUAAAGAUGACAAGUGCGUUGGAGGAUCUUAAGCAAGACAAGUAUACGCUGCAGAAGGACGUGGUGCUGAAGACCCGGCUAAUUGAAUCAUUGCAAUCAGAGGUUGAUUGCCUGACGAAAUGGCAUCGACAGAACAUGAACAUUGAAAAGGAAAAACUUGAGAGUAGUCACCGCACGACUCUUAAUGAACUCAACAACAAGGUGACACAUUUACAAUCUGCUCUGGAUGAGUCACAGCUGAUUGAGAAACAGCUGAAAGAAAAGCUUGAAUUACAAACCAAGGUGCUGAAGAAUAAGAUGGAUGAGAUUCGAGUUCUGAAUGAAGACACUCAGAGUUCAUGUACAUCAGAGUCCUUGGAUCUGCGGAAAACUGUUCUGGAGUUAGAGAACACAAAGUUGGAGUUGGAACUGGCACUAAAAGAAUCAAAGCACAAAGAGCAUCAGCUAGAAUUGACCAAUAGGGGCCUACAUCACAACCUCAAGCAAACCACAGAGGAGAAAAACAAGGAAGCUGCCACCUGGUAUGCAGCAUUGGAGAAAUCUCGUGAGGUGAAUCGUGAACUCCAGGUACAUAUGGAAAGAGUUCUACAACAAGCCCAGGAUCCAAACAGCAAGGGCAAUUCUCUUUUCGCUGAGUUGGAGGAUGAACGUGCUGAAAUGGAGAGGAGGCUUAUCAGUAUGAAGAACCAGUACGAGUCACUUCAAGCACAUUAUGCCUUUAACAAACAGCAGUUGCAGCGUAUGAAGGUCCACAUUGCCACCCUUAUGCAACUCCAAUGUUCAAGAGCUGAUCCCUUUCAGCUGGACAGACUCUAUUCUAUGUUGUCACAGAAGAAUGACGAGAUACAACAUUUGAUGGCUAAACAACAGAGACUGGAGAAAGUUGAGGUAUUGCUAAAGACCAAGGGGAGUGAUGCACCUCCCUCAGAAAUUGGUAAAGGCGAGGAUGAAACGUUUUACACUAUCUUGCUCAAAAUGAAACUCGACAAUGCAAUUAAGGAUGUGGAACGCUUAGGAGAUGAACUUUCCAUGCAAAGGAUGCAGUCUAUGUUAGAAAGCCAGAAAGUUCUUGAACUGGAGAAGAAACUCUUCAAAGAUGAACGUCUUCUCAAACAGGCCCAGUGUGACAAAAUCAGUCUACAGCUUCAAGUGGAAGAGCUACAACACACAUAUGAACCCAAAGAGACAACUGAUUUAUCCCAGGGGACAAAGAAAGAGAAAUUACCGACACAUACUGUACCAUCAUUUGAAGGAACAACACAUGGUAACAGCAAGCAGAUUUCAAAGGAAAAAGUUAUCACUCAUACGAUGAUUCUUCUCCCUGAGACAGACAAAUGUCGCACUGGUGCAUUCCCACGACAAGGAUUUGAUGUGCAGCAUAAAUCUGCCAACCAUGUCAAGAUUAGUGGGGAUGAUCCUGUUUUGACCCCUACUACCAGCGCUCUUGUGACCAGUUACAAUGUGCUGGUAAAGAAGGAGCACCACAAGAAGGAUGAAACAGAGGAAAAGAAAAAGAGGGAGCAUCACGGGCCUGAUGAAGCAGAGGAAAGGGAAAAACAACAAAAUGUUCAGAUGAUGCAUGUCUGUUCUGAAAGCACUAUAGAAUCCCAAUGUUCUCCACAGUAGGAACCUCCUACAAUUCUGGCAACCGGAUCAGUACUAAUGUAUACAUGCAAUAGUGCCAAGAUUUUCAAUAUUUUCAUUUUGUUUAUUAUUGCAAUGAUAGUUGUGUCCCUACUUUGUGAAAUACAAGUAAAAGUCAAAAGAUAGAUAAUAAAUGUACUUUUAGUUUAGUACAUUCCUGACCGCGUCAAUCAAAUGUUCAACAUGAUUUGUGAUGCACUGGCUGUUUAGAGUCAAUUUAUCAUAAACAUCCAAGCAUGUACAAUGUCUUUGAACAAUUUUUGUCAGUAAUUCUUCAAAGUUGAACAUUUAGCCUCAUCCUCUGUCCAUAUUCAGUUGCAUCACAUCCUGUAUACUAUUGUUCUAUGUAUUUGCAAUGAACAGGUAAAUACAGCCUGUCUUUCUAUGUAGUCUACUAUUAAUUGGAAACAAUAAAGAUGACUUUGGUUAUUCA